Messenger RNA from Vigna unguiculata (cowpea), 2175 nucleotides. RefSeq lists its product as uncharacterized. The record is from RefSeq and is a predicted model, not a curated record. NCBI's taxonomy places the organism in Eukaryota, Viridiplantae, Streptophyta, Magnoliopsida, Fabales, Fabaceae.
AUGGUGUCAACAAGAGCAGCAGUCGAUCAAAAUACAGUAGCAGCGGAGAUGCAACGAGAGAUGAACCGCCAGUUGGAGGAAUUGAGACGCAAGAAUGAAGAAGAGAUAAAUGCCCUGAGAGAGGAGAACCAGCGGUUGCGAAGGCAACUUGAGCAAAAUUCCCAACAAAGGGAAGAAUCUCACAGUAAUGGAGAAGGAGAGGGCGGCACAGGACGAAAUGGAUUCAGGGUACAGACAACCACCAACCAAACAGGCGCGAGACCCAGAACAGCCAGACGCCACCCCUUCGUGGACGGGAUCAUGGAGGUAGAACUUCCUGCACGCUGGAAGGGAUUGACUAUGAGCCAGUACGAUGGCACUACUGAUCCAGAGGAGCACGUGGACGUAUUCACCACCCAAGCAGGGUUGUACACUUCAGAGGACGCAAUUCUUUGUCGUGUGUUUCCAACGUCCCUGAAGGGUCCGACACUCAACUGGUUCACACGAUUACCACCUAACUCUAUUGAUUGUUUCGAUACGUUGGUCACCCGUUUCGGCAUUCAGUUCGCCACCAGUAAGCCACACCAUCUCACUUCUUUGGCGUUAGUAAAUAUACGACAGGAGAAGGGAGAAUCUCUGCGAGAGUUUAUGGAGCGUUUCGGAAAGAUAUCGUUGAAUAUCUCUAAUCUAAAUCUUGAGGUCGCCAUGCACCACCUUAUAACAGCGUUAAAGCCUGGCCCAUUCGUUGACAGUCUGUGCAAGAAGCCCGUGAGCAAUCUGGACGAGCUCCGAACUAGGGCAACCAAAUUUAUGCAGAUGGAAGAAUUAAAGGAGUUUCGCAGUACGACCCAAUCAGACACUCGGAAAAAGAAAUACAUUGACAGAGAAAGGGUGUUAGCGCCGCGACCUGACAGUAGGUUCAAGGACUCUAGACAACCAAAGUACAACAGGUACACACCCCCCGUGUCUAACAGAGAGAGAAUUUUGGAGGAGGCCUUGAAUGCCGACCUAAUAACAACCCCUCAAAGGGUCCCGACUCCCCCAAACGCGGAUACCACUAAGCAUUGUCAGUAUCAUCAGAAUUAUGGACACACAACGGAGGAUUGUUUUGUCCUGAAAAAUAAAAUCGAAGAGCUUAUACAAGCAGGACACCUAAGAAGAUUUGUCAAACGGGAGGAAGGGGGAUUCUCUUCCAGAGAAGAGCGAAAAGGUAGAUAUGAGGAGCGACCACGAAGAACAUCAAGGUACCAGGAGAUGCGAGAAGAAGGCACCAGAAGGAGGGUUGAGCCCGAGGAAGAUGAUGAACAAGAUGUGAGGGAGAAGCCAUUGAGAGGGGUGAUCAACUAUAUUUCAGGAGGCUUUGCAGGAGGUGGAGCCACUACGUCCGCAAGAAAGAAAUACGUACGAGCAAUUCAAAGUGUCAAUGCCAUAACAGUAUGUCCCAAGCGGCACAUGCCACCCAUCACGUUCCGAGAUGAUGAUUUCCAAGCGAUUGACCCUCAGCAUGACGACCCAAUGGUGAUAUCAGUAGAGAUCAAGGACUUCGCAGUAAGGAAAACCCUGGUGGACCCAGGUAGUUCGGUGGACAUCCUAUACUGGGGCACUUUCAGAAAGCUGAGAAUUCCAGAAGGGAAAAUCCAACAGUACUCAGAACCGAUCGUGGGCUUCUCAGGGGAGCGAGUGAAUACAAAGGGCUACAUUGAUUUGUUCACCAAAUUCGGAGUAGGGAGAACGACGCGAAUGGUAAAAAUUCGAUACCUUAUUGUUGACGCUGACACCUCUUAUAAUAUUUUGGUAGGGAGACCUUCGUUGAACAUACUUGGUGCGGUGAUAUCUACAUAUCACUUAGCUAUAAAAUUUCCGUCAACUUCGGGAGACAUAGUCACUGUACCUGUGGACCAGCCAACUGCGCGCAAAUGCUACGCAGACAGCUUGAGAGAAAGACCAUUACACCAAGUUGAGAGCCCAACACCGCUACAAUACCAAAAUCAAACCCAAGUCUUUUCACCAGGGAAAUCUAGUGUGGCGAAUGGCAAGUGCUGCCCGGAAACACGAGGGGAAGUUCUCUCCCAACGGGGAAUAGGGCCACUCCGUGUUAAGGAAGUUGUGGGUAAAUACGCAUACAGAUGGGAACACCUAUCAGGUGUCUCUAUUCCAACAACCUGGAACGCCUUACAUCUGAAGUAUUACAGUUAG